CGUUUGUGAGAUAGAAGAUAAUCAGCUGAUUCGGGGCAAAACAUUGGCGAAUGUUCUCAGUAGUCUAUACGUGAAUCGCUAGUUUUUGAGUUUUAUUUGCACUUUUCCUCAUUUUUGUGAAAUUAUUAUUCACCUCUGAUUUUUCAAGAUGGUAAAGUCAUGUUCGGCUUAUAAUUGUACGCAAAGGUACAGAAAAGGCAAUGGGAUUUCAUUUUUCUCAUUUCCCAGUGAUUCAAAACUGAGAUCCCUAUGGGUCUUAGCCAUGAAAAGGGAAAAUUUUGAGCCAACAAAUUCUACUGUAUUAUGUAGUAACCACUUUCUUGAAAGUGAUGUGGUCAGACAAUUCGGCCAAAUCAAACUGAGAGAAGGUUCAAUUCCUUCAAUUUUUGAUUUUCCUGAUCACUUGAAAAAGAGAACACCCAAACCAAGGAAAAUCAGGAAAAGAUUAGCUGAGAAGGAGAUUCAAGCAGAAUCUACUUCUGAAGAGAAAAAACUCAAGCUGGAUCUUCCAUCAACUAGUUCUGAAAACUACUCUGAGCCUGUGAUUAUCAAUGCCAAGGAUUGCUCUGAAAAACCUCAGGUUCAAAAGAAAAUAAGGAGGAGGCAUUAUUUUGGAGAUGUAAAAUAUUCUGCACUCAAAACAGCUGAAGCCAAAAUGGUUUGGAAUAUUGCCAAUAGGACUAUCGAAAAAAUUAGAAAGGAAAAUAAUAAAUUAAGAACUAAAAAACAUAAAUUGCAGAGCAGGGUGACAAAGCUGAAAGAACUUAUAGUGCAUUUGAAAACUUCUAAAAAUGUCUCUCAAAAUUGUUAUGACAUAAUGCAGGUAAAAGACAAGUAUGAACUGAAGGCCUAUAAAGAAUCAUUGACUAAUGCAAAUUAAUGCAUGUUGAAGAAGUGCAUGUGUUUUAGAAUUUUAUUUUAUUUUGGCUCAGUAAGGAUGGUGCCCCCUCUUCCCAGAAACCAACUCAAAGGUAUAGCUCACAUAUUUUUUUCAUUUCUACAUAUCUGGGGUAAGUAUA
Molecule: messenger RNA, 1019 nt
Organism: Coccinella septempunctata (seven-spotted ladybird)
Lineage: Eukaryota; Metazoa; Arthropoda; Insecta; Coleoptera; Coccinellidae
Product: THAP domain-containing protein 6-like
Exons: 4
Coding region: 149-880 (243 amino acids)
Molecular function (GO): sequence-specific DNA binding
Source: RefSeq, a predicted model, not a curated record